Messenger RNA from Bicyclus anynana (squinting bush brown), 1228 nucleotides. RefSeq names its product abscission/NoCut checkpoint regulator. NCBI's taxonomy places the organism in Eukaryota, Metazoa, Arthropoda, Insecta, Lepidoptera, Nymphalidae. The record is from RefSeq and is a predicted model, not a curated record. The transcript is spliced from 6 exons. Gene Ontology annotation, molecular function: metal ion binding; phosphatidylinositol-3-phosphate binding. The coding region runs from base 157 to 1092 and encodes 311 amino acids. Gene Ontology annotation, cellular component: midbody; centrosome; cleavage furrow. Gene Ontology annotation, biological process: abscission; mitotic cytokinesis checkpoint signaling.
CGUCUGACAGUGACAUUUGUUCGGCGUUUUGAAUCAUUGUUUUACAUUUUUUUUGUAAUUAUUAAUAAUUACUAUUCACCUUAAUGAAAAUAUAUAACACUGAACACAAUACAAAAAAUAAAAUUAAAUAUAGUACAUACAGAUUUAUACAAAAACAUGGCUUGUAAUACUUGCGCCAAAACAUUUUCUAUCUUUCGUCCUGAGAAAGGUUGUCCUAGCUGUGGAUUCAGUUACUGCUCGAAAUGUCUAAAGAAUAAGGUAUUCUUGAAAAAAUUCAACUCUGAAGUAAUGGUAUGCGCCAAAUGUAAGCAGUUAACUAACUCAAAUGAACCUAAUGAACCUAAGAAUGUGAUACCACCAGAUGCAUACUACAAAAGAAUGGGCAUUACAGAGAGUGCCACGGGUGAUAGAACAUCUGAAAAUGCAGUAGAAGAUGAAAUAUCUGACAGACUCAAGAAGUUGAAAGAGGGAAAACAGGAUAAUGUUGUAAAUACCAAUAGUAAUGAUGCCAUUGCUGAUAGAUUACAAAAACUAAAAGGAGAUAUACCUUCCACUUCAGAUGCAGAACUAAGAUCAAGAUUGGCUAACAUAAAAGGUGUGCCAGUAAGUGCUCUUGAAACCAAGCAAGUGACACCAACCAUAUUGCCUAAGAAAACUGAACAAGAGCAAAUAGAUGACCUUAUGAGGCAGUACAUGGAACAGGGAACUAUUGAUAAAAAAUAUGAAGAUGAGUUUGAUGGUCUGGUUAGUGAUAUAGAAGGUAGGCUGCAGAGACUUAAAGGUGCAAAAAGUUCUGACCAAGAUAAAGUUAAUUCUCAACAAGAAAAUAAUGAUAAUUCUGAAGAUGAAGAGGAAACUGUAAAGAAGAUUGUUGCAAAGGUCACAGCUGAAGCGAAAUUAGAAGGUAAUAUAGACUCAGAUCCUGUGUUGGAUGAAUUGCCAUUUUGUGAAAUAUGUAAUGAAGAUGCUAAAAUGCGAUGCCUUGGAUGCAAAUAUCUCUUUUGCAAAAAUUGUUUCAAGGAACACGCAGAUAGUGACGAUGGCUGUGAUAAAUAUGAACUAUAUUCGCCUCCAAAGAAUUUUGUUAUGUAAAUAUUAUCUAUUCUUUAUCUUAUAUAUGCAAAUUUAUUGUAUACUUUUUGUUGAAAAUAUAAAAAUAAAUUAUUAUACCUAAAUAUAAGGAAAAAAUGGAAAAUAAAAUUAUAUUAAAUUAUUGUUUAAUUUUAAA